This is a messenger RNA of Penicillium cataractarum, 1410 nucleotides long. Its product is annotated as cytochrome P450. Gene Ontology annotation, molecular function: iron ion binding; oxidoreductase activity, acting on paired donors, with incorporation or reduction of molecular oxygen; heme binding. The record is from RefSeq and is a predicted model, not a curated record. NCBI's taxonomy places the organism in Eukaryota, Fungi, Ascomycota, Eurotiomycetes, Eurotiales, Aspergillaceae. Bases 1 to 1410 code for a protein of 469 amino acids. The transcript has 6 exons.
AUGCUCUCAUUGUGGGUAGGCGCUAUCCUCCUCGUUGGGUAUAUUGUGGCCCAAGGGAUUCUAUCACCUGUAUCUAAAGUGCCAGGGCCGUGGUAUACCCGCUUCACAAGUUUUUGGAUCAAGUAUCAAGAAUUCACAGCGAACCGACGAGAGUCUGUCCAUCGGCUUCACCAACUAUAUGGCCCCGUCGUCCGUUUGGGCCCCAACGAGGUAUCGUUCACAAGCCUCGAUGCUAUCCGCGAAAUAUACGCCUCCGGAGGUAGUGGCUACGACAAGACGGAGUUCUACUCGCUCUUCAAGCAAUUAAAGACCAAGACCAUGUUUUCCACACUUUGCAAGGAGGAGCACAGCAAGAGGAAACGCCUUUUCGCCGAGCGAUAUGCGAUGACAAAUGUUAUGAAAGCAGAGCCUCUGGCUGCUAUUAACGAGCGAGCGAUGAGUUUUGUCUCCAAGUGUCUAGAAGCUGGCAAACAAAGUGUCGAUGUCUACGUCCUUCUCCACUGCUACGCUGUGGACUGCGUCACACAUUUUAUGUUCAGCCCAGGAGGUCUCAAAUCACUCAAUGUCGAAAAGGACUUUGAGAUCAUGCAGGAGCUCACUUACCACCAAAGUCUUCAAAAGAGUCUUUUGGCAUACUACCUCCCCUCUUGGGAGCCCUACUUUCCAAGUUUCCUCCAUCCACGCAGUGCACCCAAGACCAACCAAUUUGUUCUAGACAUGACUGCCCAAAACCAAGUUAAGGAGUACACUCUCCUGGAAAAGCUCAAGCGAAAAGAAUCCGGCCUCGAACUUAUCCAAGUAGCGGCCGAAUGCAAAGAUCACAUGGCAGCUGGUAUCGACACUACCGGCGAUGGGCUCUGCUUCUUGAUGUGGGAACUCUCACAACCACAUAACAUGGAGUUCCAGAGCAAGUUACAGGAUGAGCUUAAGAAUGCCCCGCCCGAUUCCUCGUUGGAUAGCUUGGUUUAUCUUGACGCGGUAAUCAAGGAGGCUUUGCGUUGUUCUCCGCCAAUUCCGAUGUCUUUGCCGCGUUACGUGCCCGCAGGUGGGAGAUCGAUUGAUGGUUAUUUCAUUCCAGAACACACGAUCGUGAGCUGUCAACCGUAUACGGUUCAUCGAAGCUGUGAAGAGGUAUUCCCAGAGCCAGACAAAUUUUAUCCAGAUCGGUGGCUCGACGAUAAAGGUGCUGCUGAGCGAAACAGGCAUUUCUUUGCCUUUGCAACUGGUGGGAGAGGAUGUACUGGGAAGAAUCUGGCGCUGGUGGAGAUGAAGAUACUUCUCCGGGAGGUUUACUCUCGAUUUACUACCACAGUGGCACCUGAUAUGAAUGGUUCUAUGAAACUGGAUGAUCAGAUUAUCUCGGCGAGGCCAAAGGGACAGACAUGCAAGUUAAUUUUCACCGAGGUUUAA